GGCGGAACCAUCUCCAUGGCAACCCGCGCGCAGCCCGGGCCACUCGAGCCGGCGGGAAGCGCGGGUGUUGGUGUUGCGGUGCUGGCGACAGGCGGGGUUGCGAGCGGCCCGGGGCCGGGGCGGCCAGGGCCGCUGCAGGACGAGACCCUGGGUGUGGCGUCCGUGCCCUCGCAGUGGAGGGCCGUCCAGGGCAUCCGCGGGGAGACGAAAAGUUGCCAGACGGCCAGCAUUGCCACUGCCAACGCAUCCGCCCAGGCCAGGAAUCAUGUGGAUGCCCAGGUGCAGACGGAGGCCCCCGUGCCUGUCAGCGUGCAGCCCCCGUCCUGGUACGACAUACCCCGGCUCGCAGCCUUUCUUCGGAGAGUGGAGGCCAUGGUCAUCCGAGAGCUGAACAAGAACUGGCAGAGCCACGCGUUUGAUGGCUUCGAGGUGAACUGGACCGAGCAGCAGCAGAUGGUGUCUUGUCUGUAUACCCUGGGCUACCCACCAGCCCAAGCGCAGGGUCUGCAUGUGACCAGCAUCUCCUGGAACUCCACUGGCUCCGUGGUGGCCUGUGCCUAUGGCCGGCUGGACCAUGGGGACUGGAGCACGCUUAAGUCCUUCGUGUGUGCCUGGAACCUGGAUCGGCGAGGCCUGCGUCCCCAGCAGCCGUCGGCCGUGGUCGAGGUCCCCAGCGCUGUCCUGUGUCUGGCCUUCCACCCCACGCAUCCCUCCCACGUCGCAGGAGGGCUGUACAGUGGUGAGGUGCUGGUGUGGGACCUGAGCCGUCUUGAGGACCCGCUGCUGUGGCGCACAGGCCUGACGGAUGACACCCACACAGACCCUGUAUCCCAGGUGGUGUGGCUGCCCGAGCCUGGGCACAGCCACCGCUUCCAGGUGCUGAGUGUGGCCACCGACGGGAAGGUGCUGCUCUGGCGGGGCAUCGGGGCGGGCCAGCUGCAGCUCACAGAGGGCUUUGCCCUGGUCAUGCAGCAGCUGCCACGGAGCACCAAGCUCAAGAAGCAUCCCCGCGGGGAGACCGAGGUGGGCGCCACAGCAGUGGCCUUCUCCAGCUUUGAUCCUAGGCUGUUCAUUCUGGGCACAGAAGGCGGCUUCCCGCUCAAGUGUUCCCUGGCAGCUGGAGAGGCAGCCCUCACGCGGAUGCCCAGCUCCGUGCCCCUGCGGGCCCCAGCACAGUUUACCUUCUCCCCCCACGGCGGUCCCAUCUACUCUGUGAGCUGUUCCCCCUUCCACAGGAAUCUCUUCCUGAGCGCUGGGACUGACGGGCAUGUCCACCUGUACUCCAUGCUGCAGGCCCCUCCCUUGACUUCGCUGCAGCUCUCCCUCAAGUAUCUGUUUGCCGUGCGCUGGUCCCCAGUGCGGCCCUUGGUUUUUGCAGCUGCCUCUGGGGAAGGUGACGUGCAGCUGUUUGAUUUCCAGAAAAGCUCCCAGAAACCCACAGUUUUGAUCAAGCAAACCCAGGAUGAAAGUCCUGUCUACUGUCUGGAGUUCAACAGCCAGCAGACUCAGCUCUUGGCUGCGGGCGAUGCCCAGGGCACAGUGAAGGUGUGGCAACUGAGCACAGAGUUCAUGGAACAAGGGCCCCGGGAAGCUGAGCACCUGGACCGCCUGGCAGCGGAGGUGGCGACCUGAGGGGUCCUGGGAGGCGGGUGCAAGCCUUCACUGUGCCGAGCCUUGUGUUUCUGACGCUGAAUGAAGAAGAGCAAAGCUUUGGGGGAA
Pongo pygmaeus (Bornean orangutan) is the source of this 1719-nucleotide messenger RNA. RefSeq names its product dynein 2 intermediate chain 2 (gene DYNC2I2). Lineage: Eukaryota; Metazoa; Chordata; Mammalia; Primates; Hominidae. The record is from RefSeq and is a predicted model, not a curated record. Gene Ontology annotation, biological process: intraciliary transport. Gene Ontology annotation, molecular function: dynein light chain binding; dynein heavy chain binding. Gene Ontology annotation, cellular component: cytoplasmic dynein complex; ciliary plasm.